UGAAGGUGGAGGCUAGUAGAGUGCUGUCGUUUCGUUUUGCUGGACGGAUCAAUUUUGUCGCUGUUGCUUUUUGGAGAUCAAGAUUUCUUUGGAUCCUGUCGCUGCUCUUCCUCAAGAUGUCACUUUCGAUUGCUGUAGUUUGCUCUAGUAAUCAAAAUAGGAGUAUGGAAGCCCACUUAUUACUGAGUAAAAAAGGAUUCCGAGUCAGUUCUUAUGGUACUGGGACCCAUGUCCGAAUCCCAGGUGCUUCUGCAUCUCAGCCGAAUGUUUUCUCAUUUAGUACUACGUAUGAUGAAAUGUACAAGACGCUGAUCUCACGGGAUAAGGAGCUCUAUACCCGCAAUGGCAUGCUUCAUAUGCUCGACCGGAAUCGACGCAUCAAGGCUCACCCGGAGCGCUUUCAGGAGACCAACGACACGUUUGACAUCGUCAUCACGUGCGAGGAAAGAAUAUACGAUGCUGUUCUCGAUGAUAUCGAGUCUCGCUCAUCGGCGCUAGCCCGUCCCGUUCACGUCAUAAACAUUGAUGUUCCCGACAACCACGAAGACGCCAUGUUGGGUUCUAUUGUCAUGUGCGAUUUUUGUGAAAUGCUCCGAGUAUCAGACGACAUUGACGACGACAUGGAGCGUGUCAUCGAGGCAACAGAAGUCGAGUAUGGCAAGACUAUUCUUCACACUGUUGCCUUCUACUGAAAACUCCGUCUACCUAGGCUAGUACCUUCCCUUCCAGUGUCCUAUUUAUUCACAAUCAACGAAAAAAUAUAUCUCCCGGCUCUUCGGAACCGGCUUGCACAAAACACAUACUCAAAACUAGGUAGCUGAACAUACUUCUACUUGAAAUCUUACAAUGCUUUUUAUUACUCAACCAUGUGUUGGACCAUGUCAUAUGUACCUUGAAACAAAAUAUUUCUCGUCAAUAUGUUCAUAUUUUAUGAGUAGGCGUUUCAUGUUGGUCUAGUUCCGAUUGACCAUUCUAGCUGUGCUUUUUUUUCUUUUGCAUUUGGUUUUCACCUUCGUGUUAGGCCCAUGAAACUCACGCAGCUCCCCGCCCCUCCUCUUGCCCUCCCUCCAUGCAUUCUACCGAGGUUUUCAGUUGUGCUGGUCACAUCUUCCUGUAUUGAGCUUGUAUUAUUAGCUUUGCUGUUGUUUUCUCACCAAUAUUGUCUGUACGGCCGGACGACUUCCUUCGUCACAGUUUGAAAAACGUGUAAUCAACA
This is a messenger RNA of Sycon ciliatum, 1216 nucleotides long. RefSeq names its product RNA polymerase II subunit A C-terminal domain phosphatase SSU72-like. Gene Ontology annotation, biological process: termination of RNA polymerase II transcription. The transcript has 5 exons. The record is from RefSeq and is a predicted model, not a curated record. The coding region runs from base 117 to 692 and encodes 191 amino acids. Gene Ontology annotation, molecular function: RNA polymerase II CTD heptapeptide repeat phosphatase activity. Lineage: Eukaryota; Metazoa; Porifera; Calcarea; Leucosolenida; Sycettidae. Gene Ontology annotation, cellular component: nucleus; mRNA cleavage and polyadenylation specificity factor complex.